UUUGCUCUGGAAACUGUAUUAAAUUUUGUUGGUUCUGUUGUUGGCAGGCAAAAGACAAGGUUACAGAUAUCAGAACUGGUGAAAUAUACUUCAGCUAGACUCAAGGAAGCUAGUGAAGCCGACCACCAUGGCGCAGCUUCUCCAAUUAAGAAGAUUACGGAUGCUAAACUGGCAAAAGAUUUCCAGUCAGUUCUCAAAGAGUUUCAGAAAGUUCAGAGAUUUGCAGCUGAAAGAGAAAUUACAUAUACUCCUGUCGUCACGACAAAAGAUAUACCUACCAGCUAUAAUGCAGAGGAACUGGAUAUUGAAUCUUUAAGGACCUCCCAGCAACAAACUCGUCUUCUACAAUCAAGGCAAGAAGUAGUGUUUCUAGAUAACGAGAUAACAUUCAAUGAAGCAAUCAUCGAGGAAAGAGAGCAAGGAAUUAGAGAAAUUCAAGAACAGAUUGGUGAAGUGAAUGAAAUCUUCAAAGAUCUAGCUGUUUUAGUGAAUGAUCAAGGAGUUAUGAUCGAUGACAUCAGCUCUAACAUUGAUAACUCGCAAGCUGCAACUGCACAGGCCACAAUUCAACUCAGAAAAGCAUCUAAAACUCAAAGAGCAAACUCAUCUUUGACAUGCCUUCUUAUUCUCAUUUUUGGGAUUGUUCUGCUCAUUGUCAUCAUCGUUGUAUUGGUCUGAGCAUCAAAACUCCAAGCUUCAAUCUUCAAGCAUGAAACGAAGACUGAGUCAAGGAAACUAUACAAACUACCUAUUACAGAAAUAUCUACUGUACAGAUUAUUUUUACUCCCAUCAUUCUUCCCAUGUAAUGAAUUGAACCUCAACUUCUCAUUUGUGAAUCCAUUAUAUAGUAAUCCAUCUUACCAUUAGUGAUAC
Molecule: messenger RNA, 874 nt
Organism: Brassica napus (rape)
Lineage: Eukaryota; Viridiplantae; Streptophyta; Magnoliopsida; Brassicales; Brassicaceae
Product: syntaxin-21
Exons: 6
Biological process (GO): vesicle fusion; vesicle-mediated transport; intracellular protein transport
Cellular component (GO): endomembrane system; SNARE complex; membrane
Molecular function (GO): SNARE binding; SNAP receptor activity
Source: RefSeq, a predicted model, not a curated record